Caenorhabditis sp. 36 PRJEB53466 is the source of this 2281-nucleotide messenger RNA. The record is from the annotation of a GenBank genome assembly. NCBI's taxonomy places the organism in Eukaryota, Metazoa, Nematoda, Chromadorea, Rhabditida, Rhabditidae.
AUGGCGAAUGCGAGUAUCAAAUCGACUGUUGCACGAAUUCAAAAAUGCAAUUAUAACGAUCUGGAGGAGUUGAAGAAGGUCAAGAUUCCAAAUGGCGAACAGGAAAGCGUUCUGAAAGCCAUCGAAAAGAUACAUAAACGAAGAGAGGUUCGGUUUGAUAUUUUUUAUAAAUUGGACUGAUAUCCAAAUGUUUUAAACUAAAAUCCUUAAAAUUACACAUUCCAUUCUAGAGCCACAUUCCAGCGUAAUUCCACUCUUUUUUGAGCUGAAAAUUAGAUUGGAACCCGAAAAUGUCAUCUUAUUUUAGGAGGACCCGAUUGCCGCCGAGCGCGGAACUGAUUUGUUUUUUGAAUUAAUUCAAUUAGAUACCCACUUGCGUCAAUCCGUUUUUUGAAAUGCUUAAAAGGAAAAUGAUGUGUUUCAACACGAAAUUCAACAGAACUUUAGAUGUUCACAAAUAUGAUAUUUUUCAGCACCGCCUGGAAUCGGAGGAGCAGCCAAAAAAUGAGUUCGACGCGCUUUUAGCUCUUUUCAACGAAGGAAAACCCUUGAAGUGCGUCAGGAUGCCGAAAAGAGAACAACGUUUUGUGCAAAUGUAUUUAGACGACAAUAACAUUAAUUAACUAGUUCUUUCUCGUAAUUUUCUACCGCGGUAGCUACCGCCUUCCCUCUGUCGGAUCUGUCCGAUGUUACGUGCCAAAUCGAUAGUUUUAUCUGAUUUUAUCUGUGUUCCUCUCUUUCUCUGAUACUCAUUCUGUAUUUUUGCGACCCAAAAUAAUAAAGAUGGUAGAAAAAGGUGUUGUUUGGCAAAGGACGGAGACGCGACAAAGGCGGCCUCAAAAAACCUGCCCAUUCGACUUUGUGAUUGCAAUUGUUCGGACGUCGAAAGUAAUGGAACUUUCACUUUUUGGAUACUUUUGAAUUUGUUCGGCUCUGAUGUUAUUUUCAAGUUAUUUCUAAUUCAUAUUUCAGUGAGUUUCUUCGUAAAUGUAUUAUUCCAAUUUUUUUUCUACGCGAUUUUUUCACUGAUUUUUAUUUUCUAGAGCCUGGAACUACAUUUGAAAGAACAUGCAAAUUUGAAAAGGGAAAAGGAAGAAGAACGUGAAAAGGAAGUAAAAACCUCAAAAAUUUCCAUAACUUUCACUUCCUCCCUGCCAAACGGAAAACGACGGCAUUUCCAUUGCGUGACCUCUUGUCGAACAGAUAAUCUUGGCAAAUUGCCAAGAUUAUCCCUUCCGCUUCCCUUUUCUCUCCGAUUCUUCUCCUACUUCACUCUUUCCUUCAAGCUUUUGUGUUCAAAGAAACAAAUUUUGUCAGACUCGGCCCCUUUUUGGUGUCUUCUUCUGAAGUGCGUCAUUCUCGAAAAAAAGAGAAGCUUGUGACGCGCCCAAAAAUGCUCAUCGAACUGCUCAUUUUGGUGCUCCCCAUCUACAGUAAUCCUAUUGCGCCGUCGCUAAAAACGGAAGAGCUUCAGGUAAUCCAAAUGUACACUAUUAUACGACAAAUUGCGAUUUUCAGGAAGUGAAACCCGAUUAUAAAGUGAUAAAGUAUACAUACACCCGAGAUAAUGAUACUGACGUCAUGGACCAAGAACUGCCCAACUUGCAGGUCAGAUAGAGUAUCUUUUGAUGGUUUCAUAAUAUUUCUUCAAUUUCAGAUCAUUCCCCUGGAUUUCCUAUGUGAAUUCUGUCAAGUUGUCAUCUUAAAGCUCAAGGAGAGACAGGCAACAGAACCGGAUUUCGAGCAGGUAAGGAAAAUGUAUAUUGUUGGUUGGCAACAAGGUUGAUCUGAAAAUAUCAGUGUACAUACGUUUUUGUAAACUUUGUUCAACUGCAGAGUCGUAGAGCAUGAAAAAAGCUAGCGAUUCGUUUUUUAAGUGUCAGAAAAUAUUUCAAAUUGAACGAGAUACGGUAGAGCAAAGUCUUAGGCCAAUUUUCAAUGUUUUUCAAUUUCCAAUAAACCAUUUAAUAGCCUAAUUUUUUAGACAAUCAAAGCGGAAUGCCAGAACUCGACAGACGACUCGAGCAGCCUGUGCGACGUCAUCAAUCGCGUCAAUCUUGAUCGUUUGAAGAACGACGAUCCGAAGGAGAUUUGUCAGAGCCAGAAUAUGUGCAACGGAGUUUCAAUCGAAGGAUCCGGAGCAGUGGGACCGCCAGCCACGUCACCAGAACACGGGAUUGCCACCGGAAAAGUGGAGGAAGAAGACGUCGGGAAGCAUUUGACUGUGGACGAGAAGGAUGUGAAUGCCACGCUUCACGUCGAGGAUAUCGCUCCGUAUUGA